Neocloeon triangulifer is the source of this 2491-nucleotide messenger RNA. RefSeq lists its product as uncharacterized. The record is from RefSeq and is a predicted model, not a curated record. The transcript is spliced from 12 exons. Lineage: Eukaryota; Metazoa; Arthropoda; Insecta; Ephemeroptera; Baetidae. The coding region runs from base 235 to 1977 and encodes 580 amino acids. Gene Ontology annotation, biological process: nucleoside metabolic process. Gene Ontology annotation, molecular function: catalytic activity.
CGUAGAUGGUGCGCUCUGCCGGGGAGUAGCUAAAUUCUCACUAGCGCAGUCUGCUAUGCAUGCAGUGAACAAAAAAUAGAUUUGUUUCAAACGGUCACGACAAGUCUGCGUUUGUUAUUUUCGUCAAAAAUCUGCAUGACCCAGUGAUAAUUCUCAUUGACGAUGAUAUAAAAAAUCUUAGAGAAUUUUUGCCAUCAACACCUUUUCGGUACCUGAUAUACCCACCCAGCAAAGAUGGGAACCCUUGAAGAACAAAUUGUCAUGACGCCUUUGAAAAAGGCCCCUGGCUGCACUUCCUUGUUGGUGGAGCGUCAGAAAAGGGUGAUCGUUGAAAACGGAGCCGGCGGGGACACCCAUGUGGCGGGCGGCGCGCACCAAGGACUAGUUAUUAAAAAGCGUGAAGGAGGAGCCGGCGAGCUUUCCCCUGCUCAGCUGGCCCUUGAGUUUCGAGUGUUCCUUGUCUCGGCACAAACUGGUAAACAUGUUAAGGAAAGUAGGACCCUCAGAUUUUGGUGCAGCUGUGCCGACGAGCAGCAGGCAACCCUCGCACAAGAUUUCUUCAAACACCUCGUCAGCCCUAAUGACUUCCCGAGGGAUUAUGUUGGUUUCAUCAAGAAAAUCAUGAAGUUGCUGCAGAAUGGCUACAAGGGUUUGGACAAAAUUGAAGUCGAGAUGCGGCAACUUGGCGAAACAGAGGAGGUUCCUGAAAGACCACAAUCGGCAGACGAAGGUGCAACAGGGAAGCGUGUUGAGCUUACAGAGGAACGACUGAUGGAAGUGAUAGAGGCUGCUUAUCCAAAUCCAGUCACCCUGACUGAGCUGGCCAAGGACAGGUUCUGGGAUGAGAACCACCUGGCUGAAAUGUUUACUGAUCUGCAAACAAGGGGCUUGGUGCACGCCCUAGCCGACCAACCAGGACAUUUCACUAGAGCGGCCCAUUCGCGAUCUGAUGUCAUUCAGGUGGUGAAAGCGAUGCCAAAAGUUGUUGCCUCCAAGCAGCCUACAAUUGCAGUUGUUACUGCGCUUUAUUGUGAAAAGCUUGCUGUUGACUCGAUGCUGUCCGACACAGAAACCUAUGUCAGAUUCACCACUGUUGGCGAGUCAAAUGUCUACACUCUUGGGACUCUUGGCUGCCACAGAGUCGUAACUACUAAACUGCCAACUUCUGGUCACACUAGGGAGGCGAUGACUGCAGCUGGAAAUACAACAACUCGUCUCUUGGGCACCUUCCAGCAAGUCGAGUAUGUGUUCCUAAUUGGAGUGGGUGGUGGUGUCCCUCACUACACCGACGAAUCAAAGCACGUGAGACUAGGUGACGUUGUUGUUUCGCACCCUGGAAACCCUCCUAAGAACUAUGUCUACUGCUAUUGUGACUCAUUGAGCCAAGAUGAAAAUGGAAAGUGUGAUUUUGAAACCAAAAAAUGGUGCCCUAAGAGCCUGGAACUGCAAUCUCUUGCUCAGCAAGUAAAAGAUGAGGCGGAUUCUGGGGAAGAGCCUGCCUGGUUGCAACAUUUAUUGGCUUCUCAAAUUCAACUUGGAGGAAACAAAGAUUCAGAAAGCUCCAUCGACUUUAGUAGACCGUCUGAAGACACCGACAAGCUCUACAUGAACAUCGGCCCAAGGGAGGUGAUUGAAGUUGCUCACCCUACGCCAUCGGAAGGGUCAUCCCCUAGACUGGAAGGCUGUCCUCGUAUGCACUUGGGAUGUGUUGCUUCGGGACGAUAUGUUGCCAAAGACGAAUCUUGCAGACAGCAGUUUACUUCCAAAUAUGGAGUGAUCGCCUUUGACCCGGAGUUGGAUGCCGCCGUCCAAAGUGUGCAAGGCAACUGCAGGGACAAUUUCAUGUCCAUCAGAGGAAUUUCCGACUACAGAGAUGGUUCUCGUAGAAAUGAAUGGCAGCCAUAUGCAGCCUUGGCAGCUGCCAGUGUAAUGAAAGCCAUUGUCAUUGGUAUGGAUGAGCCUCUUGACAAUGAAUAGCUAUUUUUUUGCCGUGCCAUGAUAUAUGAAAAUGCUUUUAUUAGGCCACAUUAUGUCUGAUGAUAAUGAUUUAUUUAAAUUCAACGCGCACAAACUUUAUUUUUAAUGUUUUUUAUGAUAUGAUGACAUUGACACACAGGCAUAUGCUUACGGGACCUCCUCUUAUAGGAAUUUGUCAUGAUUACAUUAACUAACAUUUUUCCUUUAACUAUAAAGUGAAUUUAAUAAAUUUAAAACCAAAAACCUAGUCAUAGGUUGAUCAUCCAGAUUGCAUGACUGACAUUCUAUUAAGUAAGAACAACAUGGUAUUGAAGCUUAGCUAUAUUAUUUAUUUUUGUAGUUUCAUCAUAAUAUGUUUUGUUUAUUACUCUAAUUGUUUCAUUAUUGCCAGUCAAGAGACAAUCAAUCUGUAGAUUGAUAUCUGGCAGAGCCGUUAAAAAGUUUUUUCUUCAUAAAUGCACACUGUACAUAACUGGAUUAUUACGAGAAAUAAAAAUUGAAGUAUAAAGCUGAA